AUCAAGGAUCAUCAUCACUGCCAGUGUCUGUGGCUUGUAACCAGAGGGAAAAAAACUGAAGUAGCAUGUAGCAUUUGGGGUGUAGAGGAAUUUAUCUAAUGCGUAGUAUCGCCGGUAUACUGUUGUUCACCUGUGUACCUUAUUAGGUAACAUUUCUAACUAGUUCAUAUAAUCUUAAUAAUAGUGCUAGUCAUGUUAGCCACCUGACAGAUCUGAUCUGCCGACUGUUGUGUCGGAUUCUAAAGGAAAAUAGGCAGUUGGCCAACUAGCAUGACAGCGAUGGUAAACGAGAUGGAUUAGCUAACGUCAGGUCUCGUUUUGGUGGAAGAUAUAGAUUAUCACGCAUCUUCGAAAUCAUCGGCAAACUGGCUUUGGUAACGCGAAAGUCUAUGCAGUUAAAUUACUUAAUGAAUGGGAUAUCAUACCCAUCUAUCGCGCUAGUAACGUUAAAUGCAUGUUAGCUAGCUAUGCUAGCAAUAGAAGAAUUGCAUUGCGAACAUAGAUAGCCAUCUCUAGUUAUGAUUUCUUAAUUCAGCUCGAUAGCCAGCUAAUGUUGGCGGCUGGUUGGUUAUUCAGUAAAUUGUAACGUUUGACAGUAGGGCGUCUAAAAUCAUUAUUGAUUGGUAUAACAUUAAUUAGUGUGUUCUGUUAAUAAGUUUGUUAGCUUGCGAGCCCACUGUCUGAAGAUAACGUUAGCUUCUAGCUGAACUAACGUUAUUCGAGAUGGCUACUGCCUCAGGUCUCCCCCCUGGUAUGAGCGGAUCCAGGAGUGGACCAUCGGUAACCACGUCGUCUUCUGGAAUUCCAGGACAGGCGCAACCUAUGGUGGUUGUAUGGGAAUGGCAAGAUGAUUUCGGCUACUGGCGACCUUAUAGUGGCCAGGUGAGUUGUUAUAUUGAACAAUGCCUGCUACAUCAAAGAGGAUCAAGAGGUGGACCAGCUUCAACUAGCAUCUCGCUUGGACAGUCGGAUCCUAGCCUGGCGGCUUAUAUAAUUGACAUCCCAAAUUUGAAGCAAUUUCGGCAGGAUACUGGAAAACUGCGCUGCGUGCGCCGAAGCUUGUUCCCCCAGUCCUCAGCUUUGAGCAGCGGUGUCUUCUGGGAGUGGGCCAAUGAUGAAGGAGGGUGGACUGCAUAUGAGAUACGCACCUCCAUUUUGCUUGAGCACAGCUACCAGGCUGGACAGGCCACUGCUGACCUCGGGCCCCACGGGUACAACUACAUUGUGGACCUAACCGCACUGGCUCAAGUGAACAAGACCUCGGGCUUCAGACGCCAGGUCCGCCGCCAGGCCACUGUGCCGUACUCGCUGGCCACGAGCUCCGUGAUCCAUUCCGGUCCGGCGUGCACCUGUCAGCAGUGUCUGAGCCACAGCAGUACCACUGGUCCCAUGCCCAGUCGAUCCCGGCACUCCUUCUCCGCUGGUCAGGCCAACAGGCCCAGCUUCCAGGGCCACGGACGCGCUGCCGGGAGCGUCCCCUCCUCGGUGUACUCCCCCUACCCCAGGAGGCCCCUGUCAGUGGGGAACAUGUCUUGGGGUGGCCCCUGGAGCCCUGCGUCUUCCACGGCUCAGCCGUCAGGAGCAGGGCCCGUAAGUGGAGCUGGACUGUCAUAUGCUCCCAGUACGAAUGGAUUAAGCGUCCCGACCAUCCCUGUCCACCUGAAUGGGUCCAGCAGCGUGAGCUCGGCCCUGGCAGGCAUGGCUUCCAUUUUGAUGUCAGCAGCCGGACUCGGAGUUGGCUUCACGCGCGCCCCCCACUGUCAGCGUGGCGCGGGCAGGUCCUCCAAAAGCCAGGACGGGGGCGCCGUUAGGAGGGCAAAGAGGCAGCCCAGGACAGGUGGAGCUCAAAAACCAGAGGAUGUCAUUCAGAGGUACAUGGAGGAGGUGGCGCCACCUGCUGACGAGGAUUGCAUCAUUUGUAUGGAGCGCCUGAUGUCUCCCUCUGGCUAUGACGGCGCCUCUGAGGGGGGACGGUCGAUACAGCCCAGCGCCGUGGGAAAGCUGACCAAAUGUGGACACACUCUACACAUGCUGUGCAUGCUGGCCAUGUACAACAAUGGAAACAAGGACGGCAGCCUUCAGUGUCCUUCUUGCAAGACAAUCUACGGGCAGAAAACAGGAACCCAGCCGAAGGGCAAGAUGGAGAUCUACAGUGUGUCUCAAUCGCUUCCUGGACAUGCAGACUGUGGAACAAUUCAAAUAGUGUACAACAUCUUACCAGGGAUCCAGGGCCCAGAGCAUCCCAACCCAGGCCAGCCGUACACCUGCAGAGGCUUCCCACGCUUCUGCUUCCUGCCCGACAAUGAGAAGGGCAGAAAGGUGUUGGAACUGUUGAAAAUCGCAUGGACUCGACGGCUCAUUUUCACUGUCGGCACGUCGAGUACCACGGGGGAGCCUGACACGGUGGUGUGGAACGAGAUCCACCACAAGACCGAAAUGAUGUCGAACAUCUCUGGCCACGGCUACCCAGACCCCAACUACUUGGAAAACGUGCUGGCCGAGUUGGCAUCACAGGGGGUGACAGAAGAGUGCCUAAAACAGGAGCGACGGAAUCAGGGAACGCCAAGCCCCAGCCACUGAUUGGCCCUCCUCAUCCACAUACCAUCUCUAAGCAAUCAUUGAUUAAUUAAUGAUUAAUACAGAAGGGAGUUUAGCCUUAUGUAGUGUUCUGUGUGGGACUCUGGUGUGUGAGCGUGUGAACGUGGAUUGUAUGGUGCCAAAGGCAUGCGUUAAUCGAUUGCUCCAUCCAGCCUGGUCUGUUUUAAUCCUGCACUCCACCUGCGUCCAUACAAGCUCAAGAGCCUUGAGUGGAAAGCAACAGAGACAAAAUGUCAGACUAACCCAAGGGUACAUGUUUUGUUUUCUUCUUCCAUUAUGGCGAGAAUUAGAAUUAUUUUGUCCUGUUGCAAAGCCUGUUUCAGACACAAAAACUUCAAUAUGUAGCAUAAAAAUAUUUCACACUUUUUUCCGUGCUAUCUGUUUUUUAUCUUGAAAAAGACAAAGCAGAGAUUGGCUUUCAGGCACCCUGGAGUGCAGUGAGAUCAUCCAAAAGGGGCGGGCUGAGAGAAAAAAUAAGGCGUUAAACGCUUUUGAUGAUUGGAGGCCUUAAGAAGGAUCAAAGUCGUGUUUCUGUUGAAUAUACGUUAUGUGGCUGGCAGCUACAGUCGGAAACAUACAUACAUUUCUGUGGCACUUUAGUUUUUACAGUGCAUUUAAUCAUGAAAUAAUUCCAAGGGUGACGUUCCACGUGCGUGCUGAUCUGUGCAGCAUCAUUUCAAAUGAACAGCUCUGUCAUUUGCCGUUUGGAUUUGUAUCAUUUGCAGCAUUAGAGACAGUAUGAGAGCUCCUCUGUGGCACUGUCAACUUAUACCCUAUGAAAUGAGCUGCCAGUGUCUCUUGAACGUGGCAUGUACUAUUCCACAGAGUGCAGAAUGUGAAUACCGUGAAAGUUUAUAAAGUAUUUGUUUAUAGACAGGAUUGGGGUCAGUGCAAGGUGGUGUUUUUUUCCCCCCCGCAAGUACUGUUAAGUUUAUUUUUAAUUCAGGUUUCUAUGACAAACACUGUCAGCAACUUAAAUAGAAGUGCAACCACAAUCAGACAUGAGAUGUGUUCAGUUCCAGUGAAUUCACCUGCUGCAUUUCAGUUCAGGAAGCACAAGGGACAUAAGGAACAUAAACAUGAUGGUAUUGUUUGUAUUCCUUAGUAGGCUCUCACAAUGCAUAAAGCAUUCCUCUUCUAAAAAGAUUAGUUGGCGCUAAUCUCUAGUGCCACCUCAACCAGUAAGCCACCAUUUUUUCUGCUUAAUUUGGUUUAAGCUUCAUGUACUGUAUGUGUUUUGAAUGAAUAGAAAAACAUACUGGGAAGAUUAUUAUGAUAGUGCAAGGCAAACAAGUUGCCAUUUUGAGACCUUGUCACUUAAAACUCUUUAAUUCUAAGUCUCUUGGCUAUUUCAUCCUAACUUUCACAGUCUGGUCAACCUUAUGCACUUCAUAGGAUCCAUUUGGUGGAGUGUACAGUUGUAUGCAAGCAUAUAUUUAACAUUAUACUGCAAUAAAUGAACAAUUCAUACAAAUUA
Molecule: messenger RNA, 4075 nt
Organism: Alosa alosa (allis shad)
Lineage: Eukaryota; Metazoa; Chordata; Actinopteri; Clupeiformes; Clupeidae
Gene: dtx2
Product: deltex 2, E3 ubiquitin ligase
Exons: 9
Coding region: 724-2580 (618 amino acids)
Biological process (GO): Notch signaling pathway; protein ubiquitination
Cellular component (GO): nucleoplasm
Molecular function (GO): zinc ion binding; ubiquitin protein ligase activity
Source: RefSeq, a predicted model, not a curated record